Hydractinia symbiolongicarpus is the source of this 1208-nucleotide messenger RNA. RefSeq lists its product as uncharacterized. The transcript has 2 exons. The record is from RefSeq and is a predicted model, not a curated record. Bases 122 to 580 code for a protein of 152 amino acids. NCBI's taxonomy places the organism in Eukaryota, Metazoa, Cnidaria, Hydrozoa, Anthoathecata, Hydractiniidae.
AUAUCGGUGCACGAAAAAUUAUAUAAUGGUAGCGAAAUUGUAAACAUACUUGUAAACUUGCUAUUUUCUGAGAAUUUAAUUGUCUUUUUAAUAAUUAAAUAAUCAUGUUUCCAAGAAUUUUAUGAUGCCUGGGGCAAAUUGUUGUAUCGUUGGUUGUGGGAGUAGUAGAAGGCUUGGAGGAAUAGGCAUAUUUAAGGUGCCAAAAGUAAUUAAUGAGAAUUAUAAGAAGUGGAGGGAGGAUUGGCUUAAUGUGGUUAUGAAGUCGAGAGUUGUGGAUCAAUUAUUUAAAAAACAAAUAGAGAAUGACACAGUGUAUACAUGCGAGAAGCAUUUUAAAAGUGAAUAUAUUGAUAUCUUUCCAUCAGAGAAGGGGCCUGCUAAGAAAAGGUUAAUUUUUGGAGCUUUACCUGAGCUAAACUUGCCGAAGAAAAGCUGUGAAGUUCAAUCAACUGAUAAAAGAAAACCUCCAGCUGAAAGACUUCUAACAACUGCAAAGAAAAUUGCUAGUAACGAUUACUACUACGAAUCAUAUCAACAGUUAUGUGAUAGACUUGUAAAGUUGAAAACUUUAGCUCAUUGAAAAAUUGAUAUUGACAUAAAACUGUUAUGAAAAUAUAUGAUGCCCAGUUUGUUAUCCCGAAGUUUGAGAUUCAAAUUGAUGGUAGUAUGGGAUUUUCUAUAGCUGUGUAUGGUUGGUUUUUACCAGAGCAUCAUCAAAUUUAUAAAGAAAACAAAAGAUGCAUUCGCAAUGUUAAUUUAGUUAUAAUGUUGAUUUAGCGAACCAUGUUGAAAAAGCUAAAAUUUGCCUUGGAGUACCUGAUAAUUCAGGUGGACUGUUGUCCCAUGCAAUUCCAAUAUUUACCGACCCACAUAUUGAUGACAUACCAUAUAAAUGCAAACAGUUUAACCGCACUCUUGAUUGCUUUUUGUUGUGUGCAAGUCCUUCAAAAUACAUUGGUGCUUUUAUAACAAUAUCAGAGUACAUAUUGCUGUAUAAUUUUUCCAUAUUACCAGUUUUGUUAAACUUUUGAAAUGUUGGAGAUACCAUAGUAUAUAAGUCAAUAUUUACACUAUCAUUGUUUAUUGUAAAGUUUUUUAGUUCCGUUUUAAUCGAUGGAGGAAACACAUGUUUUCAGAAGCAGUGGUUUUAAUUUCUUGUAACAAGUGCAAUAAAAUAUCCUGGCUCAAAUUGUUGUCUUCUACUUCAA